UCCUUAAUCUACGGCCCAGUAAGAGAAAAAGCAGCGAAUCAAUAGAAGCCACGUAUCUGAAUCAUCAUCAUCAAAGAAGCCCUUCAUUGUUCUCCGGGUCGUGGUGUCGUCGUGAGUCGCGCGCGGCUUUCAUUACCGAGAAAACACAAUCAUAGAGAAGCUCUCAGUCUUGUUUGCUUAACUAUGAUUACUCUAAUGGAUCCCUCUUUACUUAUCUUUCACUUUCGAUUGAUUGUUUCUCGAGAGCGCGGAAAAUGUCGGAGAACCCUGCGGCGGAGACGAUUCCGGGUACACCCGUUAUCCGGGAGGUGAGAACCGGAUCCGGGUUCGAGAGUUUCAACCCGGUGAGUGCAAGGAGAGGAGUUGUGAGAGCUGAAGUCGAUAGUUCUCCACCGUUGUUUGGUGGUCGUCCCUUCAACCUUGAAGACAAUUUGGAGGGUGUGAGGGAAUUUGAUAUAAAGAGAAUGAAAAAACAGACUGUGGAGCUUGAGAAGGAUCUGAUUAUGAAAGAGUUAGAAACUCUUGAUUUUCUAGAAGCUCUUGCAUCAACCAAAAGCAUUGUCGAAGAUUUCAAGCGGCAGCUCCAGCAACAAGCAAUGAGAUGCAGGGAGACCCCUGAACAUUUGCGUUCACACAUCAAAGAGAUGAUCUAUGAACGCUGCCAUUUUAAUCCCCACAAGUCUCCAGAUCUGACCCUCAUGGAAUCGAAGCAGGCAUGUAUGAAUCUUGGUAAAACCAUGGAUGAUCUUGCAUUGAUCCAGCCCUAUGCUGAAUCUUUGAAUAUGACAACGAAGGAAGAGAAAGAUUUACUUGGAGCGGCGUCUCUAGCUGAGGAGCUUAACAGUCUGAAGUUAAAACCACAAGGUCAUGACCAAGGAGAGAGGUUCAAUACGGAGAAUUUACCUGUGAACCCACAAUGUGAACAGGUCAAGAUGGUAGUUGAAACCAAUGAUACAGCUUACCAUAAACAGAGCAAGGCUUGUCUAAGAACUGCAGAAAUGAGACUGGUUGCUGCAAGAAAAAUGGAAGAGGCUGCAAGAGCAGCGGAAGCACUUGCGAUUGCUGAAAUCACCAUGUUAUCCAGCGGUAACAACCAAGACGCUCUCUGCUUCCCGGAGCAACCAAGUUUUCCAUUAACACUUGGAGCACAGAUGAACAAAGAAUUAUCCACCAAUGUCUCAAAAAUAGAGAUCUUGAGAAAGCUGGAGGAAGCUAACGAAGAAGUCAAACAAAGUAAACAAGCCUUGGAAAUUGCAUUAAACCGAGUGGAAAUCGCCAGUGUGAAGCAGCUUGAAGCAGAAGAUGCGGUUCGCCAGUGGAACAUAGAAUCAUGGAAAGACCAGAAAGCUAUUGGACCAAAAGGAACGACGAAAAGAGAGAGCUUCUCUCGACGCUCCUUCUUGAGCCAUGUGAAACAGCACGAGCCACGAAUCUAUCUCACAGAGCCAAUGCUGAAACGAAACGUAUCAACGGGCAAUGUUCUAACCAGGAAACAAGUUCCUACUAUCGACGAUGAGAAUCAUUUGGUGACACCGAGGAGAAAGUUUAAGUUCAUUCACACACAUCAAGCUUCCAUUGGAGAAACAGUGUAAGCUAAAAACCCCAGCCUUUUGAAAACAUGUUUUGCCCACUUCUGUUUUUUUCUUUCUUGGUUUGAUCAUUGAUGCGUGUUGAUGCUUCUAUCAUAAGCAAACCCAGAUGAUUAGAGUGAAAGGUGUUGUUCUGACUCAAAUGUGACGAAUAUUGAAAAAAAAACAAACAAAAAAAAGCUUCUAGUAAUAAUCAUACUUAAUUAUGGGAGUUAGUGAAGGGCAUUGAUCAUAUGAUUUAGGUGGUGUGGUGGGCAGUUUCAUAAUUUCAUUAUUAUAUGAGUCUUAACUAAUGCAUUUUGAAGUGUUAGAUUAGCUAAUUAGGUGAUCCAUAAUCAAUUCCACAACUAUGUUUAGGUUUAGGUCUUCUAUAAUGUUUCUAGAUUCUCAAAAUAGAAACUGAAACAUAUAGUUGAAGAGUUGAAGAAAUUACGGAGAUAAAAAUAAAAAAUAAGUACUUUUUACGAUUUGACCCGCUUAUAGAGAUUUAGAAUGAUGACGUGGCCAAGACUUUUAAGGCAAUCUUAUCUUUCCAAUAAGUAAUAGCCACGUGUAUUAGUCUUCGCAACAAAGAUUUCGUCUGGAUUCCUCGUAUUGGCUCAGAAGAUAAGAAAAAAAAAGAAAAAAAAAAAAAAGAGAAAAUAAAUAAAGUAGAAAAUUUUGAAGAGCGGCGUGGGUUAGCAAAAUCAUAGCCUCAAGCUAAAAUGUGCCACUCCCAACACGUAGGCUAGUCUGUUUCCUGCGUGUCAAGUAUCCAACGGUACGUUCGUACUUUUUAAGAAAUUAGGUUGCUUUGGUCUCGUUUCGUGUCAAUAAUCCAAAAAGACAUCUUUUUUAUUUUAUUUUAUUGAUUUUGUUUCUCCCAAGCAUUAAAAUUGUUGUAGCUUUUUGAGCAUCUUUUUUUUAAUACCUUAUGCUUUGCUUAUAAAACGCAAAGGAUGUAUGGUACACAAAGAUCCAGAGAUCAAGCUCCAUGGAAACCAAAAAUAACUAAGAUCUCUCCUUAUUCAAUAUAGUCAAUAAACCAACGACCUAUCGAUCUUUAGAAAGAUCUGGUCGAUGAAUCCAUUGCAUGGCUGCCGGGCCGCGGCAUCCACCUCGACGGAUCGAGUCUCUCCGAGCAUGGUACCGUCUAGUUUCAGGGUAAGCCAUAUGGAGAAGGGAAGAUAGAAGAGAUCUCUAGACGUGGAUGGGUUUUUUUCGGUUCAAAGAUGGAAUAUACAUAUCAAUUCACAUUCGGGGUUAUAUAGUUGAAUCGGAAUAAAGCUUUGAUAAGUGGACUGAUCUUACCUAAGUGGGCAUGAUGGUAGUCCAGUCUUGUAUCAAUCUAUAUAUUUGGGUUUAACAUAUAGAACUAUUAUCGAUUUUAAGUGUUAGAGUAUUCUCCAUCUAAGUUCCGUUCAUCCCAGUUACCACAUUACCUCUAAAGGUGUCUCAAAAGGCAAGUCAUUUUUUUCUGGCUAUUCAAUGCAGUUUCGAUUACUAAUCAAAUACUACUACUUUCCACUAAUUUUUUCCUCCUAAUUUGUUAACUGUUUGUAGUGGAGAAAAGUUUAAUGGAAUUCUUAGUUCCUAGCA
This is a messenger RNA of Camelina sativa (false flax), 3167 nucleotides long. Its product is annotated as WEB family protein At3g56270. Lineage: Eukaryota; Viridiplantae; Streptophyta; Magnoliopsida; Brassicales; Brassicaceae. Gene Ontology annotation, biological process: chloroplast accumulation movement; chloroplast avoidance movement. Gene Ontology annotation, cellular component: cytosol. The record is from RefSeq and is a predicted model, not a curated record.